CGCGCUCCGGUACGAAGCGUGAUGAUAGCAUCGCAGAACACUUUGUUUAUAAACUCUCGUGUUUGAUCUAAAUAAUGUAGAAAAGUUUGUGUUAUAUUAAUAAUACUGUCCAGUACUGACUGAUAAACUAGGGUUCGGUGUUCAGUCCUGAUAAAGAGUGAGUUAUAUAGUGAUUAUCGAGUAUAAAGAGGAUCAUGGCGGCUGCAGGAGUUUCUAAUGUUGGUGAUAUAGAGGAAGACGCGUCGCAGCUGUCGUUCCCAAAAGAGUUCGAAAAUUCCGAGACUCUUCUGAACUCCGAGGUGCACAUGCUUCUGGAGCACAGGAAACAGCAGAACGAGAGCGCAGAGGACGAGCAGGAGCUCUCCGAGGUCUUCAUGAAGACUCUGAACUACACGGCGCGCUUCAGCCGCUUCAAGAACCGCGAGACCAUCGGCAGCGUGCGCAGUUUACUCCUACAAAAGAAGCUACAUAAAUUUGAACUGGCAAGUUUGGCUAAUCUGUGUCCUGAGGCUGCAGAGGAAGCAAAAGCACUAAUUCCAAGUCUGGAGGGUCGGUUUGAGGACGAAGAGCUACAACAGAUUCUGGACGAUAUUCAGACCAAAAGGAGUUUUCAGUAUUGAGUUCUGUUUUCUUCUCAUGUACAGACGUGACGGCGCUGCAUCAGAACAUUUUUUUUAUAAUGUGGGUCCGAGACUGAGCAUUCCCUCCGCUCCUGUACAUUAAAUCAGGUUCCUCUUUAUUUUAGUACUGAAUUCCAUGUUGUUAAGUGUUUCAUAGAUAAAAUAAAUGUUUUGUGUUUGUAAA
This is a messenger RNA of Trichomycterus rosablanca, 804 nucleotides long. RefSeq names its product RNA polymerase II subunit D (gene polr2d). The coding region runs from base 195 to 620 and encodes 141 amino acids. The transcript is spliced from 4 exons. Gene Ontology annotation, cellular component: RNA polymerase II, core complex. Gene Ontology annotation, molecular function: nucleotide binding; translation initiation factor binding. Lineage: Eukaryota; Metazoa; Chordata; Actinopteri; Siluriformes; Trichomycteridae. The record is from RefSeq and is a predicted model, not a curated record. Gene Ontology annotation, biological process: transcription initiation at RNA polymerase II promoter.